UUAAGAGCCGAAAAUAUCUUCGCGGCUAAAAUUUCAACCAGUCGUAAAAAAAUCCCGCCAAACGUUGGCAACGUUUUGUUUAUAGCGUUUUCAUAGCACAAACGGUUCCAUUGACAUUUCUCGGAAAAAAAUCUCUCACAGUGACUGACUUUGGUUCUUUAUCUUUAACAAUCGCCGGAAAAUUAAGGAUAUGGAUAUCUCCGACAUAGCUAGGAAACUUAGUCUCGAUAACAACAAGCUUUUAAUCCGAAAAGCUGCAGAGAUCCGCCGUCUUUGCGAUGCUCAGUUCGAUUCAUCCAUCAUCGGCGUUGGUGAGAUCUGUAAAGCUGUGAUAUGUCUAGAAAUCGCCGCCUCUAGGUUGCAGAUUAUAUUCGAUAGACAAGCAGCGAUUAAAUUGAGUGGUAUGUCGGAAAAGGCUUAUUCUAGAUCAUUCAAUAGUCUCCAAAACGUUAUUGGGAUCAAGAUUAAGCUUAAUGUAAGAGAAUUGGCGGUUCAGUUUGGUUGUGUUAGAAUAAUCAAAUCUGUGCAAAAUGUGUUAUCCUCGUAUAAGGAGCGGUUUCUUGCGUCACUGCCAGCAUCGAGGCGGGCAAAUGCUGACUUUACUAGACCUGUAUUUACAGCUGCUGCUUUUUAUUUGUGCGCUAAAAAGCAAAAGCUUAAGGUAGAUAAGCUUAGGCUGAUUGAGGUUUGUGGAACAUCAGAAUCUGAAUUCUCUUGUGUCUCAACCUCCAUGACAGAUCUUUGCUUUGACUGUGUUGGGAUCUCAAAGGAAAAGAAAGAUGCAAAAGACGUGAAAGGAAACCGAGACUUGCUUGAUGUGUUACCUGGUAAGAGGAGACUAGAGGAUGGUGGAUAUUCAUCUGAUGAUGAGUCUUCGUGUUACAAAAGACACAAGAAGAUGGAAGAGGCUAAGUAUGAGGACUGGAAAUCUACAGUCGUUAAUUCGAUCAAGCAGAACCCAGAGAAAGGAACUAAGAGAGUUAUACAGGCCAGUCUCAAUUUCCCAAAGAAGUCUGAUACAAAAGAGUUGCAAGUUGAUUCAUAACCUUACACACAUUCAGAGACUCAAAUCUUGUUCAAGUUAUUGUUGUUUUCAUCAUAUGAAAUAUGUGUAAAUGACAAUUCUUGAAAAGCAAUGUUUUUUUCCCCAGACCAUUUUAUAGAUUUCUAAGCAAAUAAUGGACACAAAAAUGUCUAGAAAA
Messenger RNA from Arabidopsis lyrata subsp. lyrata, 1202 nucleotides. Its product is annotated as origin of replication complex subunit 6. Gene Ontology annotation, biological process: DNA replication initiation; DNA replication. Bases 191 to 1045 code for a protein of 284 amino acids. The record is from RefSeq and is a predicted model, not a curated record. Gene Ontology annotation, cellular component: nuclear origin of replication recognition complex. The transcript has 10 exons. NCBI's taxonomy places the organism in Eukaryota, Viridiplantae, Streptophyta, Magnoliopsida, Brassicales, Brassicaceae. Gene Ontology annotation, molecular function: DNA binding.